Messenger RNA from Saccostrea cuccullata (small rock oyster), 1103 nucleotides. RefSeq names its product neuroglian-like. Gene Ontology annotation, cellular component: plasma membrane; axon. Gene Ontology annotation, biological process: axon guidance; cell-cell adhesion. Gene Ontology annotation, molecular function: protein binding. The transcript is spliced from 4 exons. Lineage: Eukaryota; Metazoa; Mollusca; Bivalvia; Ostreida; Ostreidae. Bases 81 to 1088 code for a protein of 335 amino acids. The record is from RefSeq and is a predicted model, not a curated record.
CUUCUUAAUUUCUCUUUAAAGACAAAACCAAAAUAAUACACUGGAUCAAUGAAAAAACUGUUGAUGAAGGCACAGAUGUCAUGUUUUCUUGUUUUGCUAUGUCGGAUCCAAAAGAAAACAUUAAAUACACAUGGAGAAAGAAUGGUCAACACUUGCAAGACUUGGGUGUCAACCAGCUGAGCUGUGAGAAAAACUGCACAGUGCUUAAAAUUCUGAAAGUCAAAAGCAUACACUCAGGAAACUACACAUGUAUUGCCAGUAAUAGAAUUGAUGAAGAUCAAAGAACUGUUAGGUUGAAAGUGAAAGCACCUCCUCAUCCUCCAAAUGAUGUUAAGAUCACAAGUUGUGGAGACUGGAAGUUGGGACUAAAGUGGUCUGCAGGGUUUAACAAUUUCCAUCCAAUUGUUAAUUAUACUAUUGAAUACAAUACACCUUUUCACCCAGAUGAGUGGAUUUUUCUGUUUCAAACUUCAGAUAAUAGAACACAAAUUAAUGGUUUACCUCUUUCUGCUGGGGUUGAGUAUACCUUCAGAAUUAAAGCAUUAAAUGUAAAAGGAUUUAGUAUUGCAUCAAAACCAACAACCCUGUGUAAAACAGAUGCAAAGAAACCAGCCAGACAUCCAGAUGGCGUGAAAAUAAAGAAUUGGAAAGAAGGAUAUCUAUUCAUAGAAUGGAAGGCAAUGGAUCCAAUGGAUUUCAAUGGAGAGAACUUCUCAUACAAAAUAUUUGUGAGAAAACUUCAUGCAAAAGAUGACAAAAUCAGUUCAUAUAUUGUGGCUGGGGAAAAGAAUUCAAAGCUAAUUAAAACUAAUGACACUUACCAAAAGUAUGGAGUAAAAGUAGCAGCAUGGAACAUAAAAGGCACACCCCUACCAGGGCCAGUAGAAAUCUUUGGGUAUUCAGGAAUGGGUGUACCAACCAUUAGGCCAAAGAAUUUUGCAUUGGAUGAAACACAAUCAUUUACACAUGAAACAGCUACAUUUGUUUGGGAUGCAGUUCCAUCUAAUUCUACUGAGUUGAAAGGAAAGUUUGAUGGAUAUGUAGUAAGUAUUAGAAAAAUAAAAGAUAUCAUUUUUCCCCAUUUUUAGCUCUACUGGUCAGAG